Messenger RNA from Homarus americanus (American lobster), 3036 nucleotides. Its product is annotated as protein 60A-like. Gene Ontology annotation, molecular function: cytokine activity; growth factor activity. The transcript is spliced from 5 exons. Gene Ontology annotation, biological process: SMAD protein signal transduction. Lineage: Eukaryota; Metazoa; Arthropoda; Malacostraca; Decapoda; Nephropidae. The record is from RefSeq and is a predicted model, not a curated record. The coding region runs from base 750 to 1991 and encodes 413 amino acids. Gene Ontology annotation, cellular component: extracellular region.
AGUCGCACCUCCUCGAGUUUUCUGACGUCCAAGGAUAUAUGCGUGUUUAAACAACCUGAUCACGUCUACACACACACACACGGUCGUACACUCACAGAUACAUACAGUCAUGACAAUCAGUUCAACUAGAAGCAAGUCCAGGUAACCAGCAGUAGCACCAGCAGGACAAGAGGUAACCACAUCAUCUUCAGGUAACCCAGACCAGCAGGUGUGGUAGAGGCUGGCAGAGGGCGUCGUGGUCUGUGUUUGGCUGAGGUCUACCACCGAGGACGUGCCCAGUGUGUACCUACCUCUCAGCCUGCCUGCACGUCUGUCGUCAUGUAGCUGCCGCAUCUCACGAGUCUUCAUCACCAGGAGGUAUAGAAUAUCAGGUUGUGGCGUUGGUCCAGCCUCUAGUGCAGGGCGGUGACAACAGUGAUACAGUUGUAGUCCUCAUAGUGUGUGCGUCAAGCUGAGGUGACCAAUACAGUACAUCAUUGACGAAGGGAGAAGUAACAAUAGAGAUUUAUUUCUAGUAGAUCAUAACGCAAGUUUGUGACAGUGAAGGGAAUAGUUACCAUGUUACAGUGUCCAUAACAGUGAACAGUGUCUUAGGCAGGGGAGGGGGGGGGGAAAAUCGCCUUUGUAAUAUUUGCCAAAGUGAUGUGAUGAAAAUAAUGUAAAUAGUGACGCGCAGUUACCAGUGACACGGGCAUGAAUCUGACCCCAAGUUUAUAAGACAUUGAAGGUAAUAUCCUGGAAUAUAAACAAUGCGACUGAUUCUACCACACCGAGGGGUACUGUGGGUGAUGAUGAUGACGGUGUGGAUGAUGGUGGGCGUGUGUGAAGCAGGUGUGGGCGUGUGGAUGGAUGACGGUAACGGGCGGACGGUGUUAGCUGACAACUUAGGAUCAGAAGAGGCGGCUGAGUUGGCCCGGGACAUUCUGGACGUGUUGGACUUGCCCGCCCCACCAUUAGUAAGGGAAGGGCGACACCACCACCACAUUCACCUGCACCGCGCCCACGGCUCAGCACCCACCUGGCUCAAGAGUGUGUACGACACCCUGGACGAACAUGGGCACGCUAACUCAGCCCAUAUGGACGCCACUCACCGGGAGACUGUUACUGCUGCCGACACCAUCAUCACCUUCGUCAGUAGAGAUCCACCACACGGUAGACCUCACCACGGGGCCAACAAGAGGCUAUACUUCGACGUGAGAGAUGUACCUCUGGACCACUCACUGCUUGGGGCUGAGAUACAGAUCUAUCGUUUUGAGGGCCACGAUGAACCACUCAGUCUUCACGUGUAUAUGAUUAAUGAUGACGAAGAGAGUGAGUCGGAGGUGGCUCGGGUGACGCUGAGGGAGCCAGGCUGGGUGAGCAUUAACGUUACGGCUCCUGUACUGUCAUGGCUCAUCUUCCCCAACACAAACUUUGGUCUUCGUCUUGCUGUUACCUCCCUUGAUCGACGCCAUGAGCGGCGGUUCCAUGAGGUGGGAGUGUCAGGAGCCAAGGAUCAGGAGGACUACAGACCCUUCAUGGUAGGAUUCUUCGCCCUCCCAUCCUCCUCCUACAAGAAGAAAAGGAUUCGUACUGCCAGGUCCGCCUCCGCCCCACCCCCACCACCCAGGAGCAGAUUACGGACGUAUCGAGAUAUCACCGACAGGCCGAUUGGGUCAGACACACUAUGCAAGAUGAAACACCUCCACGUCUCCUUCAGGGACUUAGGCUGGGAGAACUGGGUCAUCGCUCCUGAAGGAUACGACGCUAACUACUGCGAGGGUCAUUGUGUAUUCCCCCUGCAGGCUGAACUCAACGCCACUAACCACGCCCUCGUACAGACUCUGGUGAAGGUAAUUGAUGAAGUAUCUGAUGACCACGAGGUGCCCCCCAACGCCUGCUGUGCCCCCAUAGACCUGGCCACCAUCCCAGUCCUCUACUACUCGUAUGAAAACAACAUCGUGCUGAAGAAGUAUCCCAAGAUGAUCGUCAAGACUUGUGGCUGUCUUUGAGGACCUAAGAAACACACGUAAACAACCAACAAGUAUCGCCUGGCGUUUGAUUGCCACUGAAUAUUGUAUAAAUCUACCGCCAGAUCAAUCAAGUAUCGCCUGGCGUUUGAUUGCCACUGAAUAUUGUAUAAAUCUACCGCCAGAUCAAUCAAGUAUCGCCUGGCGUUUGAUUGCCACUGAAUAUCUAUCGUUUAUCUCUGCCACCAAAUCAAUCAAACAAGUAUUGCCUGGCGUUUGAUUGCCACUGAAUAUUGUAUAAAUCUACCGCCAGAUCAAUCAAGUAUCGCCUGGCGUUUGAUUGCCACUGAAUAUCGUAUAAAUCUACUGCCAGAUCAAUCAAUCAUCGCCUGGCGUUUGAUUUAUCUCCUAGGACGGUAUAAAAUAUCUCUUUAACACGAGCAAUUAAUAACUCUUUGCCUUCACCUCUUCGUCUGGCUAUACUUACACGCCAGGCGGACACUCGCUCGCCUUUCUGCUACCAUUGGAACUUGUAAAUGAGAAGAACGAAACUGAACCUUGUGAUUGCCUUCUCAAGUAACAACAAUUAACUGGAUACCAUUCCUUGAGACCCUGAGAGAGAGAGAAUGGGGGGAGGGGGGGGGCUUUUAAUAUAAACUCAACGCCUUAAUAUGAACCAAGUUAAUUAAAUCUCUCGUGUUUAAUAUAAGGGCCGUGAAAUAACAGGAUUUGGUGAUAUUAGUCAGGAGAGUGUCCGAAUGUUUGAUGUGUAAUAAGGUACCGAUUUUAACGCCAAUAUUUUGAAGGAUAUCUAUACUUAUAAACAAGGCGGUAUUAUUAUUAUUAUUAUUAGUAGUAGUAGUAGUAGUAGUAUUUGUUUUUAUUAUUUUGAUCCGAUUUUCACAGACCAAUCAGAAUAGAGUAUUAUAAAAGACAUAACUACUAGGGACCAAUCACAACCUUUCAUUUUUAUUGCUCGGUAUAUUUUUGUUGUAUUCUUGUAUUCAGUAUAAUUAAGUAUUUUUUAAAGUUUAUGUGAUACUGAUUUGAGAUGUAUUAAUGGUAUGAAUAUAAUCCACGUGUUAAU